AUGCUUUCCUGUUUGUUUUUAAUUAGUUUAUUGAUACAACCUGGUGUAAAUCAAUAUUUGGGUUGUUUCAUUGAUCAAACUGAUGAUCGUGAUUUAACUACAUUCGUUGACCGUUUAGAUGAAUUGACAUCAGAAAAAUGUAUAUUAGCGUGUCAAAAACAAAAUUUUCCUUAUGCUGCUGUACAAUAUGGAAAUGAGUGUCGUUGUGGUGCAAAGUAUGGAAAAUAUGGACAAGUGUCGGAUACUGAGUGUAGUUAUCUUUGUUUAUCACGGCAAUCUGAUGACAAAUGCGGUGGAGAUAAUAGAAAUAGUGUAUAUAGUACAGGUAUACUGAGAACAGAUGUAUCGGAUUCAUGUAUGAAUGAUGUUGCUGGUUAUCAAGGAUGUUAUGAAAGAAUAACAUUGGGAAUUUCAAUUGGUCUGGUGGUUACUAUUCAAGAGUGCAUAACUAGUUGCAAAGAAUAUCCAUAUUGUGGUAUUAUGAAUGGAAAUUUAUGUUAUUGUGCCAUAAGCGAUAUUAAUUGGUCAUUGAAAACGCAUCCAGCGCUGUGCAAUAUACCGUGUUCAAGUGAUAUUACUAAAUGUUGUGGUGGUCUUGAAUUAUUUAGCUUGUAUGAUGUCAAUGAUUACUACGCAGCUGAUACUGAGUAUGGAAUAUUAAAUAGAGUUAGAGGUAAUUUCGCAAAUAUGGCAGUACCGUAUUCAGACCAUAUUCUGAAACGAACUUGA
Molecule: messenger RNA, 729 nt
Organism: Didymodactylos carnosus
Lineage: Eukaryota; Metazoa; Rotifera; Eurotatoria; Philodinida; Philodinidae
Source: the annotation of a GenBank genome assembly